Molecule: messenger RNA, 276 nt
Organism: Paracoccidioides lutzii Pb01
Exons: 2
Coding region: 1-276 (91 amino acids)
Source: RefSeq, a predicted model, not a curated record
AUGGAUGCAUCUCCAUACGUCUCGCGACUCUCAAGCCCGAAUAGGUUGAUACGGAACCUCGGUGCGGGGAUGUGGGCGCUGAUUAGUACUGUCAGGCUCACUAUUGUGACUACCGACUCCGCACCUUUGGGGCAGUUCGACAUCCAGGGCGUCCUCCCGUCUCUUGUGCAAGGGUUUAGCGAUCGGAGUCCCCCAAGGCAGAAAUAUGACCGACGUGCGGGGCACAAAACUAUCCUAGAUCACGGGAGCAUAUUCAAGGGCCUUGAUGAUAUUUAA